UUCAGGUUGAAGUUAAAGCAGGUUUUGGCCACAUGGAGUACUUUCAUGUGUUACGCAGUUUUAUUUCAAAGGAUUGAAUAAGACCACAUAAAGUAUAGACUGACAGAGACUGGAAGUUCAAGAGCUUGAAGCCAUCUGGUUAUUAAUUCAUUUUGAGCUGUCAGAUUUCCCUUAGUAUUCUCUGCUAUGUUUCGGUCCUGAAGGGCGCAGCUGGUGGCGUACAGGUCUGAAAGAAUGGCCUGCUCUGGUUCUGGUUGGACGAGGGCCCAGCUCUAAGAUGUCUGGCCCCUGGUACCUGUCUCAGUGAUGAAGAACACCUCCACCAUCUUCCUCCUCACUCUGUCCGUCUUGUGCAGAGCUGAGAGUGUGAGUGGGAAGACGGUGAAGGACACAGUGCAGGAAUGGAACAGGUAUCGGAACGAGUGCAUCUUGAAGAUAAGCUCACAACCCACACCUUCGGGUUUGUUUUGCAAAAGCAUGUUUGAUAUGUACGCUUGUUGGACAGAGGGAGUUCCCAACACAACGGUGAAAGUGCCGUGCCCCUGGUAUCUGCCUUGGUAUGAUCAAGUGCGUAAUGGGUUUGUGUCACGGGAAUGUGGUCCAGAUGGCCAGUGGCUCACUGUCAACCACAGCCGCACAUGGAGAGACCACUCACAAUGCAAUGCAGAUGGCAGCCAGCAGAUAGCACAGGAGAAUCAGAUGAUGAUCUUGGCCUAUUUCAGGGUGAUGUACACAGUUGGUUACUCUCUGUCCCUGGCCAGCCUGUCUUUAGCCCUCGUCAUACUUCUCAUAUUCAGGCGACUGCGUUGCACACGUAAUUACAUCCACACCAACCUGUUUGCCUCAUUUAUCCUGCGAGCUGUGUCCAUCCUCACGAGAGACGCGCUUCUCAUGAAAGACGCUCCAGAGUUCAGGGACAACAAAGAUGUUUCAAUCGUGCUGAGUGACGAGGUGAUGUCAGGCUGCCGUGUGGCUCAGGUCCUGAUGCAGUAUUGUGUUGGGGCCAACUACUAUUGGCUACUGGUAGAAGGUCUAUAUCUUCACAACCUGCUGGUGCUGAUGGUCUUCUCAGAGAACAGUUACUUCUGUGUGUACCUCUUCAUCGGCUGGGGAACGCCUGUGCUCUUUGUGGUGCCUUGGAUAGUUGUUCGUUACUUGUAUGAGAACACUAGGUGCUGGGAGAUCAACGAAAAUAUGGCAUAUUGGUGGAUCAUCCGAACGCCAAUCCUUUUGGCAAUUUUAGUGAACUUUUUCAUAUUUAUAAGGAUUAUUCAGAUCCUCAUCUCCAAAUUAAAAGCACAUCAGAUGAGAUAUACAGAUUAUAAAUUUAGGUUGGCCAAGUCGACACUGACCCUCAUUCCCCUGUUAGGGAUUCAUGAGGUGGUGUUUGCUGUGAUGACAGAAGAACAGACUGAGGGCGUACUUCGCAAUGUCAACCUGUUCUUUGAACUCUUCUUCAAUUCCUUUCAGGGUUUUCUGGUGGCCAUACUAUACUGCUUUGUCAAUAAAGAGGUACAGUCAGAAAUCAAAAAGAAAUGGCAGCGAUGGAGAUUGGGAAUAAGCAUUUUGGAUGACCAGCGUAAUACAGGUAGCAACACACAGCAGGGAGGUGCCAGUCCUCUGUGCCACCAUGACCCAACCUGCUCUCCAGAGUGCCCUCUGGACAGUGGCUGCCAACUGUGCUCAGACCCAACACCAACAGACGCCCACCUUCAACAACACUACCAUCCUGGAGCAAAGAAAGACAAGGCGUACUGCUACAUCUCUGCCCGAAAACAGGUUCUGAACGGGUUGGAUGUGCCAGCGUUACCCCAGUGUGCCGCAGAGGGCGAAACCAUGUUUUCCGAGAGCUACUGCUGAAUGAUGUGGACUGUGCU
This is a messenger RNA of Rhinichthys klamathensis goyatoka, 1877 nucleotides long. RefSeq names its product gastric inhibitory polypeptide receptor (gene gipr). The transcript is spliced from 13 exons. Gene Ontology annotation, cellular component: plasma membrane. The record is from RefSeq and is a predicted model, not a curated record. Gene Ontology annotation, biological process: adenylate cyclase-modulating G protein-coupled receptor signaling pathway; cell surface receptor signaling pathway. NCBI's taxonomy places the organism in Eukaryota, Metazoa, Chordata, Actinopteri, Cypriniformes, Leuciscidae. Gene Ontology annotation, molecular function: peptide hormone binding; G protein-coupled peptide receptor activity; gastric inhibitory peptide receptor activity. Bases 307 to 1860 code for a protein of 517 amino acids.